UCUUGCUCUGGAAUUUUGCUUUUACAAUCUGUAUUGAAUUCUGAAAUCUUUGUUGGGAGAUGUAGAAUUCUCAAGUCGCAGAGUUUGCCGGGCACGCUUCCAUCUCAGCUCUUCAAGUUGCCCUACUUGAAGGAACUUGAUCUCACUCGGAACUAUCUUAGCGGAGAAAUUCCACGAGAAUGGGGCUCCACGAAGCUUCUCAAAAUUUCUUUGUUUGGAAAUCGGUUGACGGGUUCGAUUCCGGAAGAGAUUGGAAACAUCACUACUCUUAGAGAGUUGGUCUUGGAAAACAAUCAUUUGUCGGGGAGGUUACCUUCAGCCCUUGGAAAUUUGUCGAACUUGGAAAGAUUUUUUCUUUCCUCGAAUAACUUUACUGGCAAGCUUCCGAAGUCUCUGGGAAUGCUGAAGUCAUUGAUCGUUCUUGGAAUUCGGUGACAAUAACUUUGAAGGACAAAUACCAACUUUCAUAAAGAAUUGGAUAAAUAUUGA
Messenger RNA from Momordica charantia (bitter melon), 489 nucleotides. NCBI's taxonomy places the organism in Eukaryota, Viridiplantae, Streptophyta, Magnoliopsida, Cucurbitales, Cucurbitaceae. The record is from RefSeq and is a predicted model, not a curated record.